CAGAUUUCGCAUUCAACGGCUCAACCACGAUCCAACGCUCCAUUCUGCCGCAUGAUGUGGCAGCUUGUACCGAAACCAAAGUCCUUUCUCCACUUUGUUUCCCUCAAAACAGGCACAGAAAUUAUCUGCUUAUUCGCCGUCUUCAACAAGGCUUCUGGCAUCUAUGGCGUGCUUGCCCUUCUCACAGGCGCUAGCAUCACGGGAUGGCAGCUCAGCAUGUAUCUCUACUCUAUCAUCAUGACGGUCCUCUUUCUCUGGAUGCUAGGACCUGUUCGGCGGCAGGAAGCUGUGCCGACUGUGCUCUUUGCCUUCGCCUACGUCCUUGAUAGCGCUAUCAAUAUCGCGUACACCGCAAUUUUUGCCACUUCAUGGUUCCUCGUCAUCUCACAGCAAGGAUCAACUUCGAAACUUGUUGGUGCGAUGAAUGAUACGGCUGGCUUCACCCAUCCAUCCCAUACGGUUGCUUCUGUUGUGGUUGCACCUACGCCUAUUCCGGGUACAGUGACUGCAUCACCUAGCGAGUCAUUGGCAGGUGUCGGGCAGGGUGCGCUGCAUCCAGAGCAGUACCCAUCCAUUGCUGCACUUGUACUCAUUCUGCUCGUCAAGGCAUACUUUGUGCUCGUUGCACUAUCUUAUGCGCGGACCCUUGUCAUUCAGUAUGAAGAACCCAAUGAAGCGAGCAUACAGGGAAGGCUUUAUCGUCUCUUAACAGCAUCUGGCUACUGGCGAGGCGGCAAGGAUGACUUGCGAUUAUCCAAAGCACGCUCAUCCAACCGGGAAGAUGAUGGGAUUCCACUCACGUCGCGGCCUUCAUCGCGGCAGUGAGGCGAUGCAUGUCUUGUACAUUUCUAUGCUCUUCAGUGUCUUACAUCUUCUUGAUUUGUACUUUGAUGAGGUCUUUCUACGAUUGUGACUGUGUGAGA
Molecule: messenger RNA, 923 nt
Organism: Protomyces lactucae-debilis
Lineage: Eukaryota; Fungi; Ascomycota; Taphrinomycetes; Taphrinales; Protomycetaceae
Product: Inositolphosphorylceramide synthase subunit Kei1-domain-containing protein
Exons: 2
Coding region: 52-825 (257 amino acids)
Biological process (GO): inositol phosphoceramide metabolic process
Cellular component (GO): inositol phosphoceramide synthase complex; Golgi membrane
Molecular function (GO): inositol phosphoceramide synthase regulator activity
Source: RefSeq, a predicted model, not a curated record